This is a messenger RNA of Prunus persica (peach), 2604 nucleotides long. RefSeq names its product nuclear pore complex protein NUP62-like. Bases 749 to 2512 code for a protein of 587 amino acids. The transcript has 3 exons. NCBI's taxonomy places the organism in Eukaryota, Viridiplantae, Streptophyta, Magnoliopsida, Rosales, Rosaceae. The record is from RefSeq and is a predicted model, not a curated record.
CAUCAUUCUCGAUCAUGUUUAGGACCGGGCAACUUGAUUAAGCCCAUAUAUACUAUUUUCAUUUGUUUUAAUUCCUUUCAAUUGGUUAAGUAUGAUAAUUUUCUUUUUAUAAGUUCAAGACAAAAUAACAGUAUGAAGAGAGUAAACACAACAAAACCUCCCCACCAAAACACACAGCAAACAAGUUCUCAAUACCAAAAGGCUCAACAAACAAAACAUCUGUAGCAAGAUUGGUCUUAUUAAUCGUCAAAAAAAAAAAAAAAAAAAAAAAAAAGACAAUGAAAAAGGAAACAAGUGUUGGAAACGGAAGGAAAAGUAAAAGUGUUGGAAAUUUUUUUUCUUUCUUUUUUCUAUUUGUGUGUUUAAGCAAAACAAAUUAUUGAAGUGUUGGAGUUGAUGAGAUUUUCCAGAUUGGUUUCAUCUCGUUCUUGGUACAUUUGUAAAUGUUGUUGGGUGUCCAAACAAAAUGUUGUUUUUCUAAAAUUGGGUCAUGGUAUUGGGUGUUCAGAAAUAGUUUCUGGGUGUUCAUUGCACAGCCCAGCCCAUGAACUCUUGUUGGAAGCCGAGGCAAUUGACAUUGACGAGCGCUUGAACACUUCGGGCACAAUAAAAAUUUAAAAAUAGAAAUCAAAAAACAAAAAGACCCUCUGAAAAUGAAAGCGUUAACCCAAAAACCCCAACUUUGAAGUACCUCGGGGAAAAGAGAAGAGGGAGAAGAGAGCAGGGAGAAGAGAGAAGAGGGAAAACAAUGUCGGGCUUCCCAUUCGGAUCCUCCUCCUCCGCUUCUUCUCAGUUUACGCCUUUACCAUUGACCAAACCUCCUGUCAUUUCCCCCGCCACAUCAACCGGGUUCUCAUGGUCCUCCGCCCCAGCUUUCGGGUCCUCUAGCCCUAGCUCCGCCGCAGCCCAUUCUUUCGGAUUCAGGUCCUCAGCAGCGACCUCCGCUCCAUCAUCCUGGUUUUGCUCCUCGGCUUCAACUGUAUCGGCAUCCAGUUCACCCCUGAUUGGCUCCGCUUCCGCUUCCGCUUCAUCUCGGUUUAGCUCAAUUUCCUUCACACUCAGCGCACCCUCUUCCCUGUUCUCAUCUUCCACUGUUUCUUCAACACCCUUGUUCAGCUCUGCUUCGUCGUCUUCAGCUUCAACUACACCCUCAUUCCCACGCUUCUCCUUCCAACCAGCCUCGCGUCUUUCAAAGCCAACAACCUCAACACCCAUCACUGUUACUCCACCAGCAACGGCUUCAAGCUUCUCGUGCGCACCAUCCACUUCCUUUGGUUCACAACCCUCUUUCGUAUUCUCCGAUACCGCCUCAUCACCCGCCCCCAUUUCCUUCGCAAAACCCACCUCACAGUCCUUCUCAACUCGUUCUGUUCCAUUGUUUUCUACAGUCACCACCACAAGCGUUUCUUCGACUCCAGCUGCUAGCACUACAACCAAAGCCUCUUUCUCUAUGCCGAGAUUCGGUGCGACUCCUACGACAAGAUUUCUUAGGAAGAAACAAACACCUGUAGCUGCAAUGACAACAACUCAGACAUCAACGUCACUUGUUGAGUCUUCAACUAGUGGGACAACUUCUACUGUCAGCACUAAAAUAUCUACUGCACCAAAAUUACCUUCUGAGAUCACAGGGAAGACUGUGGAGGAGGCUCCCCUUACUUCUUUCAAGCAUGAAACUUCAUAUCCUAUUACCACAUCUGGUCCUUCAGCUACAUCUGAUUGCUCCAAACUUGUGGAGCAAUCUACACUUGCUGCUGAGGUCCAGACUUCUAAUGCCAUCUCUCCAGUACAACCCUCAAGUCUGGAUUUUGAUGCUCUAGAUCUGGAAACUCAAUUGGCGUUAAUAUGUGGAGGCUCUUCUAGUUCUGGCUUUACUCCCAGCGUCAAUGCUGAACAAGCCAUUUCUAGGAUCAAGCUCUGGCAAGCCAAGGAUUUUGCUGUGGAAGAGGGCCAUCAAUCUGUGGGGGAACUCAUCAAUAAUUUACAAAUUUUGGCUGAAGAGAAUCUCAUCCCCAAGUCUAUUUUCAGUUCUGGAGUCACUUCAGCUCAAGAGUUUCAACAAGCUGCAGACUUAUGGGGAACAAUUCACACUUCCUUCGAGCAAGCUAUCACCUGUAGAAAUGUCUAUAAAAGAUCUACUGAAAAUUUAGAGAAAGAUAGAUCUCAAUGCUUUGCUCAGGACUUCGAAUUGCAGUAUCUCAAAAAUGAAGCUCAAGAGGUAGAAGCCGAGAUUGCCAAAUUGCAAACACAACUCAAGGCCAUCAAGACCAAGGAAAAGGAAGUACGAAUUAAAUUGCAACGUAACCUUAGAGAUGCUUGGGAGUUGCAAAAACAAAUCACCACUGCCCAACCUGGAUUGGAGGAGUCUCACGCAUUAAUUCUGAGAGGAUCAAAAUUGAGAGCAGACAUGGAUGCCAAGUUUAGAGUUUUGAAAGUUAUUUUAACGGGUAUUCUGCUGAAUUGCCCCCUGAACUUGUACGUAAUGCUCAAUUUACACCCUGACCUUUUUUUUUAGCAAAUUAAAGGCUCGAAUUAAAUUGUAUUAUCAAUGUUCCCCCCACCGUCAAAAUUCGAACAUUUCAUCCAUUAGUCCGUCUAUUUGACCCA